AUGAACCAGUUUGUCCCCUCAGCCUUGAUCAACCUCUCGUCAUCCAUAAAAUCUGAACCUUCCAGCACCCAGAGGUCUGUGGCCAACAGUACCACAGUGGGAAAGAUGCCAGGCUCUCCUAGGGCAGGGGGUCAUCUUAGUCCAGAAAGCAAUCAGGUUUUGACCAAGAAGAAAUUACACCACCUGGUUAGAGAAGGAGGUCCCAAUGAACAGCUGGAUGAAGCCAUAGAACAGAUGCUACAACAUUUUGCUGAUUACUUCAUUGAAAAUGUAGUGACGACAGUGUACCAACUAGGGUCAAAAAUGUCCAGCUGCACUGGUGGAACAUGUGGAUCCUAG
Molecule: messenger RNA, 339 nt
Organism: Monodelphis domestica (gray short-tailed opossum)
Lineage: Eukaryota; Metazoa; Chordata; Mammalia; Didelphimorphia; Didelphidae
Source: RefSeq, a predicted model, not a curated record